ACCAUCACACACAAGGGCAGCAGCAGCAUUGUAAAUAGAUCCGCAAGAUAUUGAUUUGUUGACUUGCGUCGUUUUCGGAGCCCAGUUAUUUGGCUUGUGCUCGAACUUCUUUCAUCAAAAAGUUCCUGUGUUCCAUCUUCGGUAUAAUGUCACCAGUUGUUAGGAGAACGUGAGUUAUCGGCACGCGAAGAAUUGUCAGCGGGAAAGCAGAAAACCAAAAAGGAUGGCUUCGGCCAGUGGCGACAAGACGGUCAACAAAGUCGCCCUGUGUUCGGCGAUAUUCGCAGGGUUCGCCUACGUCGGCUACUCGGUCGUCAAGACAGCUUUCUGCCGGAAGCUCGGCAGUAAGAGGAGAGACUCGGAAGCUUACAGAGGAGGCCACGAUGACCCGCUGGGCCCUCGGAUGUACUUUCGGCGUCUGUCGCAGACGACGCAGACAGACUGCCUACUUGGCAACCUGGAUAUGGGUGGCACCGGUAGAGUUAUUUUGCGCCCAAUGACCGUGCAAGACCGCAUCCGUGACCUGAACAUGCGCGCUCGACAAUUCACUGACACUAUGUUGGCCAUCCAAGGUGGGGCGGGGGUGGCCGUGUCCCCUAGGCAUGGACCCUGUCCUCUUCCAGGGCCCCGAAGCUUGCAGCCAUCACCUUGGAGCUCCCCGAGAAUUUUAAGUCCAGUGGACGUGCGACACUUCUUGGCCAGCCGCUCCACUGAAAACUUGUCGAUUACUUCAUGUCCACCAGACAUUGGCUCUCCAACAAGGAGGCGAUGGACAAGACGAUCUCUCAGGCGGUCAGGGCACAUGCUGGCUAAGAGUCCUGACGGCUUGAAUGAACACGAAGAACGAACAAGGCAGGAAUCUGAACAACUAUUGCAGGAUGAGGAGGCCGAGUUGAGAAUGAGACUUGAUUCACUCAGCAAUAGAAACAGGGUGAUUUCGCCCCAUGAAGCCAAAAGCUUGACUGCCCUACUGCACAGUACCGAUGAUGUUCUUCUCGAAAGGACAUUGACCACAAUUGGUGAUUGUGGAACUUUCCAGCAGAACCAGGAUACGUUGAGAGAAGCUGGUUGCUUGUUCCGUUUGCAGAACUUGCUCUCUUUCCCGAAACUGCCAGUGCAGCUGGCUGCUGUGAGAGCCCUUGGUAACCUGGCCUUGAAUGCUGAAAAUCAAAAAGAGCUUAAGAAUGCUGUUCCGAUUCUGCUGUCAUUUGUGAUACGCCAACAUCCAUCAGACAAACUGGUGCUCAGCACCCUACUCACAUUAACCAACAUCGCCGUGCUUAAUAACUGGCACGAAGAAUAUUUCCCUGCACUUCAUUCCUUUUAUGGUUUGGUGGACACUGGCAGUCCCCAGAUCAAGCUUCAAACGCUCAAACUGCUGGUUAAUCUCUCUUGCAACGAAGACAUGAUCCCCAGCCUCCUAGCCGCACAAGCCCCAAAGAGGUUGAUCUACCUGUUGGACCCAACAACGAAUGAUGAGAUUUUGCUUAGAGUGGUCACGCUGUUGGCAAACCUCACGGCAGUUGUCAAAGAGCAGGACAUUGACCCUUCGAUUGAUUUGCCACCAGAGGACAAAGCAGCUUCGCCUGAUACCAUCAGGUAUGCCGCCAUCUAUGGUGUCAACAUGGAUGAGAAGAUGCGCACCAAGGCUUUUGUUUUGAUGAACCAGCACCCAAAUGAGGAUGUACGGUUUAUGGCCAAGAAAAUGUACGACGCCAUCCAGCAGCCCGACUCCUGAGGUCGACCCAGCUGGCUGACUAGGGGACACAACCCCACAAUAGUCGUCACUCCAAGCGAAGAGUGAAAAGCAAAUAAUAAUUACAACUCAAUACUACUAAAAUAUAAUGAUUAUUUUCCAUUCCGUGCAGGAAGCUGUUGAUGAUUUGGAAUUUUAACGUGUUUAAGGGAUCUAUGAUCUAUUUUUGUGCGACUCAAGAAAAGAGGUUAACUUGAUUUUAGCAUUUAAUUAUGAGUCACUUUGUGGUUGUAUUACAUCUGACUGUCUAAACUCAUAGUUGCCCCACCAAUAGGCCAAAGCAAGCUUGUAGCUAUUUCUUAAAACAAGCACAAUGUAUUAUCAUGUUUGGGGAAGCCGUCAAAUUUGAACUGCGUUUGGUAUUCAGUUGCUAGUCACAAGAUUUCUGACUCUUAUUGAUGCUCAGCUGUUUAAUUUAUUGCUUCAUGAACGGCUCUAUACUUUGAAUUGUGUUCAGCUUCAAAGUGUUCUCUGAAUUUGCUUGUGAUUUUAAAAUAUAAAAAACUUGUUUUUAUGUUCCUCAAAUACAAACAAUAUACAA
Messenger RNA from Cloeon dipterum, 2297 nucleotides. RefSeq lists its product as uncharacterized. The coding region runs from base 224 to 1738 and encodes 504 amino acids. The transcript is spliced from 8 exons. Gene Ontology annotation, cellular component: mitochondrion. The record is from RefSeq and is a predicted model, not a curated record. Gene Ontology annotation, molecular function: protein binding. Lineage: Eukaryota; Metazoa; Arthropoda; Insecta; Ephemeroptera; Baetidae.